UAACCAGCCCUGCUGUCAGAGAGGUUGGUAACCAUGGCAACCAAGUAAAACUGACUGUGCUGAUAGGAGAAGAAAGAAACUGGGACUGUCCUCUGUUUGAAAAAAAACAAAAACACAGUGAUCUUUCAGCAGAUAUAACAAUAUUUUAAAAUGACCUAGCUUGACUGCGUAAACCUGGAAUCUCCCAAUAUGCAGCUGAAGAAGAGUCCAUCUGAGCCAAGGGAAGAAACCUCACAGCAAGAACUGUGUGAUACAUCAAAACCUACUUCAGAGCCGAUGGGAAUCAAAAAACAUGAAAGACAAAGCAAUACAAAGGAUGCUAUAGAAGGAACAAAGCCAUCUGCAAACAAUGACAAACACGAGUAUCCAGAAGAUAAUCGUCCACAGGAAAAAAGCCAUGAGGAGUCAACAAGCCAUACUGUGAAGACCUCUAGGUCCUCAAGGAAAGCACCAUCCACAGCAAAAAAGAGAAAGAGACCCCAGCUUGGCUCAAACUCACAGAUUUUACCAGCUGGACUGAAGACGCCUGAAGCAGAACAGUCAACGAAAAUGGGAUCAUCGACAGCUCAACAGAAGCUUCUUCCUCAGCCAUCACAUCUUAUGGAGAAGAAGAUGGAAGAGCCACGGGGUCCAGGACCUUUCUUUUACUUUGGUGGUGGUAAUGGAGCACAAUUGGUAAGUUCUUAUUGUCUGAACAAAGGAUGGCAACGAAUCUAUGACAACAAAAGGGAUGACUACAAGCUGAAGUGGUGUGAGAUCAAGAGUUCUGCUACAUACUAUGCCUUCCGAGAAGGUGAACAACUGCUAUACCAGAUACCCAACAAUAAAGUGCUCACCACCAAGAUUGGGCUGGUAAACAGCCUGAGAGAAUAUGAAAGGGUCAUGCAGAAAAUCAACAAAGCCAGGGUGCUGAAAAUGGCAGAUUUUUUCCCAGAUACUGUCCGCUUAGAUAUGAGGGAUGAAGCAGAAGUAUUCUUUUCUACGUAUGAAGAUGGACAAACAUGGAUCUGCAAACCCACUGGCUUGAAUCAGGGACGAGGUAUCUAUUUGUUGAUAAACCAAGAACAGAUCCUUGCCCUCCGAUGCCAAAUGCUUAGUAUAACGGAAGAUUUAAAAAAACCUCCAUCAAAAGGUCCACAGGCCCGAAUAGUGCAAAGGUAUAUACCAAACCCUCUGCUUCUGGAAGGGAAGAAGUUUGAUAUUCGCUCCUAUCUACUCAUUGCUUCUACUGUACCCUACUUUGUAUUCUUCCGCCAUGGUUAUGUACGUCUCACCUGCAAUCCUUAUGAUCCAAAGUCUGAUGAUCUCACAGGUCACCUAACGAACCAGUACAUGCAGAAAAAGAACCCCCUGUACAAUGAGCUUAAAGAAGAGACAGUGUGGUCAAUGGAAAGAUUCAAUGGAUAUGUCAAUGAGAAGUUUGCAGAAAGCAAGGGUCUACCUCAAGACUGGGUGCUAAGUACCUUUACGAAAAGGAUGCAGCAGAUAAUGAUCCACUGUUUCCUGAGCGUGAAAUCAAAGCUGGAGUGCCGCCGGGGAUUCUUUGACCUUAUUGGCUGUGACUUCCUGAUCGAUGAUGAUUUUAAGGUGUGGUUACUGGAAAUGAAUUGUAAUCCUGCCUUGCACACUAACUGUGAAGUAUUGAAAGAGGUCAUCCCCAGUGUGGUCAAUGAGACUCUUGACUUGGCUCUUGAAGUCUUCCACAAAAGCAUAAAAGGCCAUCACAUUUUGCCACUGAAUACUCAGAGUAAGUACAUACUAUUGUACAAUGGAGAGACAAAUGAACAGACCAUAAAAUUCAACUGGCCUAGGAGCAGCAGUCCUGUAAAGACACAGAGGGCCGUGGCACCAGAAAGUCUUAAUGGACCAGUGAAACAACAAGAAAAGCCUCAUAAACUAUUAAAACCCUCCACAGACAACAGUAACCAUACGGUAGCUAAACACUCCAUCUCAAGGUCUCCACAGAGAGCAACCUUGGCAAUGACCCCUGUUUACAUGACAGGACUUUAUGAUAACUUCACUUUCAAUUCAAGAAGAAAUAAAAAAAAAAUUGAGUUUGGAUCUAGAAAUUUUGAUGGCCCUCAAAAUAACUGUAUAACAGAAGGGAGCCAAAUAAGAGAUAAAGCGGAACAACCAACCCCUAUAGCCAAGAUGUCCUUCUCAGGUCCACAAAAAUUUCGAAUUGUUGGCAGAAAAACUCCCCAGUAUAUGAAAAGGAGCACAACUGAAGUGAUCGUAACCACCAGCACAGUGAUAGCCCAAGGGCCAAAACCUCAACGUUCCAGCAAAGGUUCUCGUCCAGAGCCUAAAGAUACCAAGGGGCUCUGCUGCCUAGAAAAUACUCAUGGAAAUGACCAGCAACCUGCAUAAUCCUCUAAGGACUAAAUUUUAGAAAAUGCAAUAAAAUCAGUUCAUGAAUUGGGCAGAUUUCCUAGAACAAUGUUUAAUUUGCUCCUGGUGCUCACAUUUUCAUCAUCUGAAAAUAUUAUCUUUCAGUAUUCUGUGAUGCUUUUAGUCAUUUACAUUUAUUCUGUUAAAAUGUUCUUUUGCUUUAAAGGGCAAUUUAUUAUUUUGUGGCAUGAUUUUGAAGUGUUAAAAGUGCCUCAUGGGAUUCCCAAAAAAUGGCCAGAAACAGCCCAACUCUUGCCCGUGGGUUCUGUUGUGCCUAAUAUUGCAUCUCAGCUUUACUCUACUAAUUAAAGUUCAGCUGCAUUUCCAGGCAUAGCCUAUAGUGGCACUGUUUCUGAAGAAAGACCCUUGUUUCCAAUCCCAUACAACCCUUUCAAUUUUGUGCUGCUCUGUGUUCUAUGUGGUGCUUUGGGCAAACGGGUAAUCUCUGUUCGACCAAUAUAUAUAUAUAUAUAUAUAUUUUAUGUUCAAAAGUAUAUUUUAUUCACUCAUAAAUUAAACACUGACA
This is a messenger RNA of Hyla sarda, 2917 nucleotides long. It is a transcript of the gene TTLL10, whose product is annotated as tubulin tyrosine ligase like 10. Lineage: Eukaryota; Metazoa; Chordata; Amphibia; Anura; Hylidae. The record is from RefSeq and is a predicted model, not a curated record. Bases 190 to 2370 code for a protein of 726 amino acids. The transcript has 12 exons. Gene Ontology annotation, biological process: protein modification process.